ACGGUACGCGCCUGUGAUUACCGCCGUCUUCAUAGCGCCGUACCGCCUGUGUGCCCUCUCCCACCAAAGCCCGCCCGCGCCGCGCGUUCUCGGAAUCGCACGCACCGCGCGCAGCAGCAGUGCUCCCGCCUGAGCGUGCCGCUGCUAGUUCCCAGCUCGCACCGCCUAGCUCCCGCUCUGCACGCACACCGUCGCUGCCGCCGGCUGCUGCAACAGCUUCGCGACGCGGCUGCAUGCCCGUGGCUGAUUGGCCUGCCACACGCUCCCAGCUCGACCUCACCUGCUUCUCUAGUGUGCUGCCAACUUUGGAUCCCGAGCCGUCUGCGGCAUGAGCUUUGCCUGGCCCUGGGCGGCGCAGGCCUGUAUCAACGCCCACCAUGGCGAGCAGCAAACGCCGCAGCUUCUUCGGCCGCAGCUCGCUGCUCGGCGCGCAGAGCAUCCAGGACGACGAGGAGCCCGCGAACCUGCUCCGCAAGCGCCGCACCGCCUCGAUCAGGACCACCCUCUCCGCCGCCGGCUCCAGCUCGCUGCUGGCCGACGACGACACCACCGACCAGCACACGCUGGGAGGGAGCCCCACGCUGCACUCGCCCGCGUCGCGUAGCAGCGGCAAGCGGGCGAGCUCCGUCUUCGGCUCCCUCAAAAGCCCACGCAUACCAGACGAGCACGAAGACUCCAUCGACACCACAUUCUCCCGUGCCCGCACUCUCUCCAACAACUGGACGCCGCCCGAUGAUCCGCCCGCCGCCCGCCAGCCGCUGCUCCACGGAGAGGUGCAGACGAGCAGCUCCGUCUUCCGCAAGAAGAAGGAGUACCUCGUGCUCACGGAAACACACCUGAUGCGUUUCAAGAGCUACUACAAAGCUGCUGAAGCUUUUCCCAUAACCUCUUCCUCGUACAAGCGCAUGUCCUCGUACCGGCACAGCCAGAGCCCCUCCCUCGGUUCGUCUCAUGACCUCCAAUCGCUGGCCUCCGACCAUUCCGGCGACCGUGACAUGGGCAUCCCGCUGCGCCAGAUUGUAGCCGUGUUCCACCAAGAUGAUGGAAGACCUCACUUUGCGUUUGAGGUCUUCUAUCUCGACGAUGAAACGAACCACGCCUCGUCUAUGACCCUCCAAUUUGGAGACCCAGACGAGAUGCACGCGUGGCUUGCAAAAGUUCGAGAAGCCGCUAACAAUAGCAGACUCGCAGAUGCCAACCCGCUGUCCGCCUACAAUUCUCAUUUGGCUGCGCGUGUGGUCGAAUCUCAGUCCGACUAUGUACCUCAACAUUACGCUAUCUACAAGGUCGUGCAGCGUCCCAAUGGCAAGGGUAGUACCCGGGCAUCGUCAGAUGACCUUCCCAAAGCUCUCGCAUCCGUCUGUUUUCUCGCAAUUGGUGUGCACAAAGUUCAUUUGAUACCCCUUUUCAAGCCCCAGUCUCAACGGGCAUCGAGCCCUUCACUGCUUUCAAACAAUACCCAAUCGUCAUAUGGCAUCCUUAGUAUCACCGAGUUGCGCGUCAGCGAACUGGACGAUACAUUCGAGCUCACCUUUCGGACACCACUGCAACGGCCAAAAGUGCUUCAUCUGGCAUCCCUCGCUUCGCACGACAUAGCCGUGCGUCUACGGUAUGUUGAGGAGAACCUAAGACCAGAGUGGGAGUCGCGACCGUACCUAUUCAUCGUUCCCGACCCUGUAAAACAUGAUAUAUUACGCCAAGCUAGCCCGCAUGGAAUUAGCCAAGACAGUUUAGACAGGACCCUGAUUGGAUACUGCGCCGCAUACGGCGUGAAAGCGGAGAACAUUCGUUAUCGGAUUACCUAUCCUGAUGAGGAUCAUCCACGUUUCGAGCUCAUGCCGCCCGGGGGCCGUCGGGCACAUUACACGGAUCUCGAACUCUUAGCUGUCAUGCGUUCAUUACGAUAUAAUGAGAAUUUUGGUGGCAUCUCGUUCAAAGGCGUUUCCCUAGACUGUCUCAACGGCCUGACAGACGACUUUGGCGACGACCAUGUGUGCACCAAGACUAAGAGGGGGACAGUAUUACGUUUGGACGUUGAAGAACUGGGCCGGUCAUGCUUGCUCGUGCAAGAAAUCCGGGCUUUGGCUGUAACAAGCCGGAGGCUCCGACGGCUCGACUUUUCCGGGUGUAUUUCCAGGAAGCCAAGGGAUCACCUGGCAUCAACGGCUAAAGCAAGAGAUGUGGGCUGCGGUAUCGUCGAAGCUUUAUUCCCGCUCUGUAAAUAUCAGUCGACUAAUGUUGACUGGAUUGCCCUGAACAAUAUUCAACUUGGCGAAACAGACCUCGACUACCUGGUGGCUGCAGCUGUUGAACGCUCCUGCCACAUUCGUGCGCUGGAGUUGAGCGGCUGUGGGCUUACGGAUCGGACACUCUCCCUGAUUUUGGACGCUCUUCGACCCCAGGAGAACACCCUGGAAGCCCUGAACCUCUCGUCGAAUCCAUUCCGCGUUUCUCCUACCAUCUUUGACUCUCAGAUUGGAGUCUUUGGAUAUCUCACCAAGCUUCAUCUUUCUAAUGUCGCGCGAACUUCUGGUGACGAACCUCUCAUCGCGGUGGAGACGUUCCAGGCAUGGCGGUUGCAAGAGUUGGUCCUUAGUGGAACCUCAUUGAAUAAAGCAACCGUCGAUGCGAUAGCGAGCUAUCUGGUCAAUUAUAAACAGUCAGCAGCACUUCGGGACCUUCGCUUAGAUCAUUGCUAUCUUACCGGUAGAUCGGUCGCAUUUUUAUUACGAUCCAUGAACGAAAAGCCGGGGAUAGCCCGCAAUCUUCAUUUCGACGUCAGCGAAAAUUACAUAGAAACCGGCCUCCGAGAUCUCACCGAUGCCAUUGCAGGAGGGAUAGCACCGUCCCACCUGACUAUUCGUCUUAUCGAAUUCGAAAGAGAAGAGGAUUUCCGGCAAUUGAUCCUUGCCUUCGCACAAAACAACACCAUACAACAUCUCGACAUCUCUCGCGCCUCGUUACCCAGUGAUGCCUCAGAAGAGACUUGCCAGGCGCUCGAGCGGAUGUUUUCUGACAAUAACACGCUAGAGUGGCUAGAUAUGUCAGGCGAGGAUUCUCGGCUCGAGACAACCAAGCUAGGCGUUGGUAUCAACCGCGCCCUACGAGGCCUGCAGAGAAACCGCACUCUGCGGGUCCUCUUGAUCAAGUACCAAAAGCUCGGCCUCCAAGGCGCCAACACCCUCGCCGAUGUCCUCAAAAUCAACACCACCCUCGAACAACUCUACUGCGAAAACAAUGGCAUCCCCCUCCAAGGCUUCACCGACCUCGUCAACGCCCUCCACCGCAACACCACCCUCCUCCACCUCCCCUCCAUGGACGAAUCCCGCCAGCUCGCCCUCAAAACCACCGAAGACCAAGUAAAGCAGAUCCGCGACGAAGCCUCUUCCACCACCCGCCCCUCAGCGCACCGUCGCUCCUCCUCCGUCCGUCAGAAAUUCACACAACGCGUGCGCGGCCGCUCGGCGUCGGACAAGGCGCUACCCAUGGGAUUGUCAGACCAGGACAUCAAAGCUGCGCUGAGUCUCGUAGAUGAGAGCUGGGAGCGUCAGGAGUACAGACUGCAACAGUACCUGCAAAGAAAUUACAACCUCGCGAAUGGAAUUCCGACGGCGUUGGACGUGGAUGACGAAGAGUUUGAGCGGCCGGGUACGGCGACGAGUCUUGGGAGGCUGGUCGAGAAGGUACAGAUUGAGCGGACGCCGACGGCGGAAAAGGAUGUCCAGCUCGGUGGUGGGGAUUCGGCCGCCCCUGCCCCUGCGGUACAAACUCAGACACAGACGGGCGGUGUGCCGAGUAUUUCACUGAACGGAUCGACGCAGGGCUGGAACGGGCAGCCGCUGGACAGAGUCACCAGCUUGGAGAAGGAGAUUGAGCGCAGCUUCUCGGGGAUUUGGAGUCGGCCGCGGCUUCCGAGUUGAUCAUCUCCCACCUUUCCAUGGUGGAGAGAGGGAGUGAAGGUGUUCCUGUACACUUGUCCGUCUUGGACGCACGCUUUUAUUCGCACGCGGGGCUGCUUGCUCUCCUCGGUUUGGGACGUGACUAUGCGCCUCGUCUGCCUUCUUAUUGUAUAGAUUUUGCGCGUGUUGCAUUUGCAUAGGAUAGGACUCAGGUCUGGGAAAGAUAUACGCGAGAACCCCGGCAGGCAUAUACCAUUGGAUGGGUGGAUACCCUUGGAUGGACAGACGGGGGGCUACCUUUUGCCAUUUCUCUCUCAGCAAUGCUUACAGUGAAAGUUCUGUCUUCUAGGUACAUAGGCUAUGAGUUGGGUUGAGAUACACAGGUGAAAUAUUCGAAUGGUCAGUACUUAAACACC
Messenger RNA from Paraphaeosphaeria sporulosa, 4315 nucleotides. RefSeq names its product leucine rich repeat protein-like protein. The record is from RefSeq and is a predicted model, not a curated record. Lineage: Eukaryota; Fungi; Ascomycota; Dothideomycetes; Pleosporales; Didymosphaeriaceae. Bases 378 to 3920 code for a protein of 1180 amino acids. The transcript is spliced from 4 exons.